Messenger RNA from Zychaea mexicana, 357 nucleotides. RefSeq names its product putative autophagic death protein Aut7/IDI-7. The record is from RefSeq and is a predicted model, not a curated record. The transcript is spliced from 4 exons. Bases 1 to 357 code for a protein of 118 amino acids. Gene Ontology annotation, cellular component: cytosol; fungal-type vacuole membrane; autophagosome. NCBI's taxonomy places the organism in Eukaryota, Fungi, Mucoromycota, Mucoromycetes, Mucorales, Lichtheimiaceae. Gene Ontology annotation, biological process: cellular response to nitrogen starvation; macroautophagy. Gene Ontology annotation, molecular function: phosphatidylethanolamine binding.
AUGCGCUCCAAAUUUAAAGACGAGCAUCCUUUUGAGAAACGCAAAGCCGAGGCCGAACGCAUUAGGCAAAAGUACCCUGACCGAAUUCCAGUCAUUUGCGAAAAGGUGGAAAAAAGCGACAUUCCAACCAUUGACAAGAAAAAGUACCUGGUUCCUUCGGACCUGACUGUUGGCCAGUUCGUUUAUGUCAUACGCAAGCGGAUUAAACUUAGCCCAGAGAAAGCUAUCUUCAUUUUUGUCAACGAGAUUCUCCCACCAACAGCAGGCUUAAUGAGUGCAAUUUACGACGAGCAUAAGGAUGAGGAUGGAUUUUUAUACAUAACCUAUUCCGGCGAAAACACUUUUGGCUCAUGUUGA